Molecule: messenger RNA, 662 nt
Organism: Yamadazyma tenuis ATCC 10573
Lineage: Eukaryota; Fungi; Ascomycota; Pichiomycetes; Serinales; Debaryomycetaceae
Gene: ATP16
Product: F1F0 ATP synthase subunit delta
Biological process (GO): proton motive force-driven ATP synthesis
Molecular function (GO): proton-transporting ATP synthase activity, rotational mechanism
Source: RefSeq, a predicted model, not a curated record
AACAACACAGGUACCAACGAGUUUAAUCAUCACGAUGUUCAGACAAACCUUACGUCAAGUUGCCAGACAAUCAGCCUCUGUUGCCAGAAGAACCUAUGCCACCGAAGCUACCUCCGAUGCUUUGAAGUUAUCGUUGGCCUUGCCUCACCAAACAUUAUACUCAGACAGCGAAGUCGAACAAGUCAACUUACCAUCAGUCAAUGGUGAUUUGGGUAUUUUGGCCAACCAUAUUCCUAUCGUCGAACAAUUGAGACCCGGAUUGUUGGAAAUCAUUUCUAAGGGUGGUGAAACCGAACAAUACUUUGUCAGUGGAGGUAUUGCUACCGUUCAACCCGGUAACAAAUUGACCAUAAGUGCUAUUGAAGCUUUCAAGCCUGACCAGUUCGAUGUCAAUGAAGUGAAGAACUUGAUUUCCGACGCCCAGAAGAGAGCCAGUUCUUCCGAUGAAGUUGAGGCUGCUGAAGCUUCCAUUGAGUUGGAAGUUUUGGAAGCUUUGCAAACUAUUGCCAAAUAAUUCAAUUGCAUGCAACGGUUACUAUCUAUAACAUAAAAAUACAAGAAUAUUAGAGCUGAACGUAGAACUGUAGUUUUGGGUACACAUUAGGGAACUCUGAAGAAUCUGCUGAAAUUUGCGAUUCUUAGGAAUUGAUCCUGAGAAGAUU